AUGGAUCAUUCUCAUAACCAAUUGACUGGUUCUAUACCAAAGGGACUUGGGGAUUUACCUGGAUUGGAUGCUUUGGAUUUGUCUCAUAAUCAGUUAUCAGUAGAUAUUUCAAAAAGUAUAGAAUAUCUAAGGCCUAGAAUUUCUGCUGAAUUUUUGAAGCUAACAUUUGAAGAGAAUUGCUUUGAUGAGUCCAAUCUUUGUUCUACAUCCAACAACAACUUAUCCAUCCCUGGCCUACCAAGCUGCUCCUCUGGUGAUGAUGAGAAAGCAUUGGUGGAAGAAAGAGUGCAUAUCGAUGCAGUUAAUAUGGAUAUUUUCUUUGAUCCAAAAACCUUGGUGGAAAACAAAGAAGCAAAAUGUCAAAGAUGGGUUGAAGUUCAUUUCAUUUCACAAGUUGAAGGAAAUGGAGCAUCAGGGAAGGUCUAUCGAGCUGUGAUCGAAGUUAGAAUACUUGGUAGUAUUCGACACAACAACAUUGUCAGGCUCGUGCAUUGCAUCUCUAGUGUAGACAGAAACCUUCUAGUCGAUGAAUACUUUGAGAAACAAAGCCUGGACAAAUGGCUCCACAGAAAGAGAAGAGCAGCCUCACCAGGUCAAAGUAGUACCCCACCCUUGGAUUGGGAAAAAAGAUUAAAAAUAGCCAUUGGUGCAGCUCAAGGACUCUGCUAUAUGCGCCAUGAUUGCACUCGACCCAUCAUUCAUAGAGACAUUAAGUCCAGCUAUAUACUUCUGGACUCAGAAUUCAAUGCAAAAAUAGCAAAAAUGUUAGCCAAGCGGGAUAAUGAUCCUGAGACAGCUUCUGCUAUUGCUGGAACAUUUGGUUACAUAGCCCCAGAGUAUGCCUCAACAUUCAAAGUUAAUGUAACGGCUGAUAUCUAUAGCUUCGGAGUGGUGCUUUUAGAAUUGAUAACCGGGAGAGAACCCAUUCUUAGGGACGAACAAAUGAACCUAGCACAAUGGUCUCAACAUCAUUUCAGAGAGGGGAAUUCCAUUCUUAAGGCGCUUGAUGAAGAAAUCAUGGAAACAAGUAACUUGGAACAAAUGAUAGGUGUUUUUAAAGUAGGACUGAUGCAUCACCAUCUGGUAGGCAUCAAUGAAGGAGGCAGUUCUUCCCAAAACGUUAUUCCGACAAAUCUUCCGGUUAACUCUCCGAUGACUGAAGGGCCAUCUCCGGCAAUGGGCGGUGCAGAACUGGUGGAGAUCGAUGAAGCUCCAUCGAUUGACGAGAUAAUAUCUCUGCCCGGAGCUGAAAAGUUGCUGCCGACUCCGUUGGCUGGGAUUCGUGAGUGGAUCGAGGCCGUGCUCUCCCAUACGGGAGGGCACGCUGCUCAAGGCCCCUCAGUUGGCCUUUCAUCGGCCGGGUGCAAUCGCUUGACUUACUGCGGCGCCGGUGUCGCGCCCAAUACCAAGGGCGGCAUCAGUUGA
This is a messenger RNA of Nicotiana attenuata, 1425 nucleotides long. Its product is annotated as LRR receptor-like serine/threonine-protein kinase HSL2. Lineage: Eukaryota; Viridiplantae; Streptophyta; Magnoliopsida; Solanales; Solanaceae. Gene Ontology annotation, molecular function: ATP binding; protein kinase activity. The transcript has 7 exons. Gene Ontology annotation, biological process: protein phosphorylation. The record is from RefSeq and is a predicted model, not a curated record. The coding region runs from base 1 to 1425 and encodes 474 amino acids.